Messenger RNA from Peromyscus eremicus (cactus mouse), 1618 nucleotides. Its product is annotated as serine protease inhibitor A3N-like. Gene Ontology annotation, molecular function: serine-type endopeptidase inhibitor activity. Gene Ontology annotation, biological process: negative regulation of endopeptidase activity. Bases 1 to 1263 code for a protein of 420 amino acids. The record is from RefSeq and is a predicted model, not a curated record. Lineage: Eukaryota; Metazoa; Chordata; Mammalia; Rodentia; Cricetidae. The transcript is spliced from 4 exons.
AUGGACCUCCUUGUAGCUCUGGGGCUCUUGAUGGCUGGGUUCUGCCCUGCUGUUCUCUGCCAACCAGAUGGCUCAUUGGGAAGAAACACCGAAGUUCAGGAAGACCAAAACAAUGGGACACGAGUGAACAGUCUAACAAUGGCCUCUAUCAACACUGACUUUGCCUUCACCCUCUACAAGGAGUUGGUUUUGAAGAAUCCAAAUAAAAAUGUCAUAUUCUCCCCACUCAGCAUCUCAGUAGCUUUGGCCAUCUUGUCCCUGGGAGCAAGCAACAAUACCCUGGAAGAGAUUCUAGAAGGUCUCAAGUUCAAUCUAACAGAGAGCCCUGAGGCAGAUAUCCACCUGGGAUUUGAGCACCUCCUCAACAUGCUUAGUCAGCCAGGGGACCAGGUGAAAAUCAGCAUAGGCAGCAACAUGUUUAUUAAAAAGCAUCUGGAUAUCCUGGCAGAGUUCAAGGAGAAGGCAAGGGUACUCUACCAGGUUGAGGCCUCUGUGACUGACUUCCAGUCACCUCAUCAGGCCAAAAAACUCAUCAAUGACUAUGUAAGCCAACAGACCCAGGGGAAGAUCAAGGAACUAAUCUCACACCUGGAUGAGAGUUCAUUAGUGGUACUUGUCAACUACGUCUACUUUAAAGGGAAAUGGGAGAGGCCAUUUGACCCUUGUUUUGCAUUUGAAUCUAUCUUCUACUUGGACGAGAAGAGGACCAUGAGGGUGCCCAUAAUGAACAUUAAGAACCUAACCACACCCUACUUCCGGGAUGAGGAUCUGUCCUGCUCUGUGGUGGAGCUGAAGUACAGAGGCAAUGCCAGUGCCCUGUUCAUCCUCCCUGACAUGGGCAAGAUGCAGCAAGUGGAAGCCAAUUUGCAACCAGAGACCCUGAAGAAGUGGAAGGACUCUCUGAGGUCCAGGAUGAUUGAUGAGCUCUACAUACCCAAGUUCUCCAUCUCCAGUGACUACAGCAUAGAGGACAUCCUUCAACAGCUGGGCAUCAGGGAAGUCUUCUCUACACAGGCUGACCUCUCUGGGAUCACAGGGACCAAGGACCUGAGAGUCUCUCAGGUGGUCCACAAGGCUGUGCUGGACGUGGCUGAGACAGGCACAGAAGCAGUUGCUGCCACAGAAGUCAGAGCUAUGGGAUCAGCUCUAAUUUUGAACCCUCUGAAAAUGAAUUUCAGCAGUGUAUUCCUGAUGAUUGUCUCUGACACAAACAUUCAGACUCCACUCUUUAUGGCCAGAGUCAUAAAUCCUAAGGGAAACUAGAACUUUCCAAGUGGUGAGGCUUCUUCCUAGGAAUAGGGAUUAAGCCUGUUUGUGGGUGUCUAUGUGCAUUUUGGCCUCCAUGCUGAUUGGCUGUGGCAUUCCAGGAUGGACAGUAACAGUGACUAACUGUAUGACUCCCACAUGCACAGGAAUCCUUGGACAAUCAGUGUCAGGCUCCCAGUCCUCUCGGUAACACUGGCUCAAUGUUCCUGACCCUGAAAAUUGUCUUUGUGGCCUCUCCCUGCUGCCAAAGUAUCUGCCUCUGUCCAAAAGCCUGGGCAGAUAGGCUCAGUCUCUAUCUAGGCUCUGGUUAUGUCUGCCUUCAGCUUCCACAGGCUUAAUGGAACUAGGCAAA